This is a messenger RNA of Siniperca chuatsi (mandarin fish), 4115 nucleotides long. It is a transcript of the gene tmem145, whose product is annotated as transmembrane protein 145. The transcript is spliced from 15 exons. Bases 114 to 1772 code for a protein of 552 amino acids. NCBI's taxonomy places the organism in Eukaryota, Metazoa, Chordata, Actinopteri, Centrarchiformes, Sinipercidae. Gene Ontology annotation, biological process: response to pheromone; G protein-coupled receptor signaling pathway. The record is from RefSeq and is a predicted model, not a curated record.
AUCAACUGCUGGUUCUUCUCUCACCCUCGCUCGCGCUCCGUGCGCGCUCCCGCUCGGAGACAGGCUUCAGAGAGCCCGGAGAGCAGACGAGCGACAGCGAGGGAGAGAGAAAGAUGGAGGUGAGGGUCGGGGAGAGACUCCUGUGCCUGGCUGUGCUGUCCAGCGUCUUCUGCGUGGAUUCAGUCUUCGGGAAAUACGUCAAAGGCAUCGUGAACACCAAAGAGGACUGGGUUUUCCUCACUCGCUUCUGCUUUCUCACCGACUUUGGACGUCUGGACUUCCGGUUCCGCUAUCCAAAGUCUCGCUGCUGUCAGAACAUAUUGCUCUACUUUGAUGACAGUUCUCAGUGGCCAGCUGUGUACAAGAGGCCUGAAAAGAACUGCUACCAGAAGGAGGCAGUGCUGAGGCCUGAGAACAACCAGGUCAUCAACCUCACAACACGCUACACCUGGUCAGGCUGUGUGGUGGAGGGAGAAGGGAACGAGGAAGUUCUGAGCUGUGUGGGCGGCCGUAGUUUCCGCUCAGUGAGGGAGAGAUGGUGGUACAUCGCUCUCAGCAAGUGUGGGGGAGAUGGCUUGCGGCUGGAGUACGAGAUGAAACUGACCAAUGGCCAGUCUUUCUGGACGCAGCAUUUCUCUGCAGAUGAGUUCGGAAUCUUGGAGACGGACAUCACGUUCCUGGUCAUCUUCUCCAUGGUGUUUCUCCUCUCCUGCUACUUUGCCUACAAUCUGAAGGGAAGACAGCUUCUUCACACAACCUACAAAAUGUUUAUGACGGCGGCAGGUGUGGAGGUGCUCAGCCUGUUGUUCCAUUGUGUCUAUUGGGGCCUGUAUGCUAGAGAUGGCGUCGGCAAUGGCAGCCUGAAAAUACUAGGGAAAUUACUGUUCUCCGUCAGUUUCUUGGUGUUCCUUCUGAUGCUCAUAUUGUUGGGCAAAGGUUUCACUGUCACCAGGGCGAGGAUCAGUCACAGUGGGUCGGUUAAGUUGAGUAUCUACAUGACAGUCUACACAAUCACCUACGUCAUCCUCUUCAUCUAUGAGGCAGAGUUCUUUGACCCAGGUGAAGUGCUGUACGCCUAUGACAGCCCUGCAGGCUACGGAUUGAUGGGCCUGCAGCUGCUGGCCUACGUAUGGUUCUGCUACGCCGUGCUGGUCUCUCUAAAACACUACCCUGAGAAACAGCCCUUCUACAUCCCUUUCUUCACCACGUACACACUAUGGUUUUUUGCAGUGCCUGUUAUGGCUCUGAUCGCCAACUUUGGGAUUCCUCGUUGGGCUCGGGAGAAGAUCGUCAACGGCAUUCAGCUCGGCAUUCACCUCUACGCUCACAUCGUCUUCCUCGUUAUCACACGACCUUCAGCAGCCAAUAAGAACUUCCCAUAUCAUGUUCGGACGUCCCAGAUUGGGAUCCUGCUGUCCAGUCCGAAAGUAGGCGAGGGGGCGGAGAGCUUCCCCCAUCAUGCCUAUGGAAAUAGCUCCUUCCUGGGAGACUCUCAACCCAACUUCACUGAACUCUUCUCCAUCCAAUCAGACCCGGUGAAGACGGUGGAGGAGACGGUGGCCCGUAAAGGACCGGAGGUGCCGAGGAACAGCGAGCAGAAGAUCAUCACCACUGCUGCUGACUUGACGUCGAUAUUGCCCCCACCUCCGCCUCCGAUACCCCCACGCCCGGCCGCACACUCUCCUCCGCUGCCGCCCCGGCUCCCUUCCUUCACCGAGUAUUUCAGCAUGCAGAGCGGAGGAGGAGGAGGGGGAUUCGGAACGAAGGCAUGAGACGGCGAGAAGGACGGGACCGGGCAGGACAGAGGGAGAGAGGGGAAGGCACAGAGGGAACGGACAGAAUGACAAUACUAAGUAAAAGAGAGUGGAAUUCAAGGUGUUACUUUUUAAAGACAAAAGGGACGGGCAUAAAAAGUUUGGAUGGACGAAGAAGAGAAACCAUCAGAAAAGUGAAUCCCUAAACGGUCCCUUUUCACCUGUUAAUGGAAAUAACCCGAAUGGAGAAGUGAGGGGGAAAUGGCUGUGAGAUAGAGUGCUGAGCUUGUUAAAGAAUAAAGAAGCAAUAAAUAUUUGAUGCUGGCCAGUAAAAGGCACACAGGGAGAAAGAUGACAAAGUGGAUGUAGCCAGAGCAAUAGAAUGAUAGCUGUGCACGAUGCGGAAAUGAACAAAAUUCUUGAAAUACUUUUAUUCUAAAAUUCAUGAGGCAUUGAUGGUGUGCCUGAAAGAGUUUGUAAAUAGCUACAACUGGAGCGAGCAACCAGUCUAUAUAGUUUUAUUUCAAAACAUUUGUUUUCAUGUUUUUUUCCCACAUCAUUAAAUUCCAGUUGGUGCUGUGACCAUCAAAAUAUGCUCAUGCCAUUACAUUUAUCAAAUUCAUGUAAAAAAAACAAAUAUUAAAAAAAAUAUUAAAGGUUUUUUUAUGUUUUGACACAUUUUGAUAAAGCAUAGAUAUUUACUCUAUAGAGUUUGUUGGAUUAAUUUAUAUUCUUAUAUGCCUUCAUUGCAGCUGGUUAUUCUGGAUUGAUGUGUAAAUGUAAAAUGUCACGUUUACUGUGGGCACUUCUAGGUACUCGUAAAACACGCAUGUUUGUAUUGUAUUUCCCGUCCAAAAAGCUGAUAAAUGUACUUCACGUGACCAUACAAUAUUUGCUUAUUGUGUGUAUUGAAAUCUAUACUUUUGUAAUUACAUACAAUAGGCUUUAGUAUAUUUUUGACUGGAUAAAUUCUGUUAAUUGUUAUUCCAAUCAAAACCCUCUUGCGCUGUCUGAAAUACAAUAUAAAACCAAUAUUAUACUAUAUCAGUUUUAGUUGAAUUUCAACUGGAGUGCAGAAUAUGCCUGCUCAAAAAUGUCAUUUCUGUGUAUGUAGACGUUGGUGAAUGUACUGAUGCAAUACAGCACAAGGACAGGGGUGAUUUUAAAGUUAUUAGAAUACUACAGUACACCUUUUGUCAAAUUAUCUUUUCUUUCUGUUUGGCUUCCCGCUCCAACACAUCCAAGAUUUAAGAGCAGGAGGCUGCCUUUUCUUAAAUACAAGUAACUUUAUCCUCACCCCUGUAUUUGUUGGCUUUAUCUCACUUUAAUGUUUAAAGCGUGUGAAAAACUGAACAACUAUUACUAGUUUUGUAUCCCUAAGCUAUGCCAUUGAGCUAUGACAAAAAAAAAAUCCUUGUAGAUGAACUGUGAAAACGGCAGCAACACAACUGUACAUUUGGUCUGUCCUGCAUGGAGCACUUUAAUGUUCCUGGUCUUAGUCUGUUUAUUCGUGAUGAUGUCAUCUUAUAAGACUGCUUUUGAAACCUGUAUUCACACCACAUCAAGAUUUCAUCUAUUCCAGAUGGAUACACCUGUAAAUACAGUCUGAAAAUGUCAUCGACUGUCUGGACAUUGUAGGGAACGUAUCAUGCUUAGUCAACUAAUUUAACAUUGAAUUACUGAAGUUGAUAAGUCAUGUAAGAGUGUCAUUGAGUUUACCACCAGCUAACUGCAAUUCAGAAACUGAAAAAAAAAUCAGUGAAAAGACACUAACAAAUUCACCAAUUUUAUCUCGAGCCUUCAUUGAUUUCUGAUCCCUAAAAAUGGUGGUACUCGGCUAAUAGUUCACAGAUUUAUCGAUGGCUAUCUUGCUGUAAUGGAGUACUUUAGGAUGUUAGGACUGUGGUUUGUAACUUGUAAGAGUGUAGUCAGAGGUGUAACUUGAAUGUCAAACAGAAUGAUACUUGAAUUAGAGUACUAGUCGUUAUUUCUGAUAAUGUGUCUGGUUUAUAUUAGGCAUGUCUGCCAUUUUGUCUGCUGUUGCUUAUGUUGUUAUGGUUGCCAUGACUUGACUGAAUAGACACUGGGUGACUCAACUAACAGACAGGCUUCAACAUUGUGUAUAUUGACAUACAAUUACAGGACUGCGACACACACUUGAGGGAGAGAACUUGAAGAAAAGAGAUUAUGUAUGCAUGACAGAAAACAGCACAGCUUUUAGGCUACUCAGAGCGAUCUGGUUAAGAGCACAUCACUGAAGCACUGUUCAAAUGCAUUUUAAUGGUGUCAAAUGACAAUUCUGAAUACGCUGUACAUAUACACUUUUUGCCAAAAUAAUAAAAAAAAUAUGGUUUUAUUAGA